Molecule: messenger RNA, 1380 nt
Organism: Spinacia oleracea (spinach)
Lineage: Eukaryota; Viridiplantae; Streptophyta; Magnoliopsida; Caryophyllales; Amaranthaceae
Product: F-actin-capping protein subunit alpha
Exons: 10
Coding region: 204-1130 (308 amino acids)
Biological process (GO): barbed-end actin filament capping; actin cytoskeleton organization
Cellular component (GO): cortical cytoskeleton; F-actin capping protein complex
Molecular function (GO): actin filament binding
Source: RefSeq, a predicted model, not a curated record
ACGAAGUCGCAUCCAAAUCCAAGUUCACACAAUAAUUAAAGAGCAGCCUGAGAGGAAGGGAAAGUGUCGCUAAUUCUGCGUUGAAAUCAUUUCAAACCACGUUCCCCUUCAUCUCCAACAAAAACUUCAAACCAACGACACCCCUCCCUAAAUUUGGAGAGAGAAAAACAAAAUCGUUUUUUGAGAGAGAAAGCUCAACUUCCAUGGCGGACGCAGACUCGUCAGAACCAGAGCAACAACUCAACCCCAAACAAAAGAUUGAGAUUGCCAAAUGGUUCCUCUUGAACUCUCCCGCCGGCGAAAUCCAAUACAUUUCCAAAGAUUUGAAGACGAUUUUGAAGGAUGAUAAUGUGCAUAAUUUGGCUGCGUUGGAGGCGUUUCCUCAGUACAACAAAUCUCACAUGAUUUGUCUCGAAUUUCCUGAUAGAAGUUCUGAUGUGAUAAUUUCAUCAUUCAGUGAGGUUUCUGAUAAUGAAUAUCUUGAUCCUAGGACUGCCCAAGUUGCUAUUGUUGAUCAUGUCAAACAAGUUUGUACAGAGGCGAGACCUGCUAGUGACGAGGAACUUCCAUCUUCCUACAUUGAGGAAUUCAGAUGUGCUUUGGAUGCUGAAAUCAUGAAAUAUGCCAGUGAAGCUUAUCCAAAAGGCAUCUCUGCAGUUUAUUGUGUAAAGGGAAAUGACGUGGAGGAACCAGGGUCUGAUUUUGAGUUAGUCGUUCUUAUUUCAGCCGCCAGGCUCAGUCCCAAUAAUUUUUGCAACGGAAGUUGGAGAUCUAUAUGGAACAUUGAGUUCAAUGAUGAGGAUCAGUCAGUGGAAAUAAAAGGCAAAUUGCUGGUAGGGGCUCAUUACUUUGAGGAGGGAAAUGUCCAGUUGGAUGCAAGUCAUGAAUGCAAAGAUUCGACUCUACUUCAGAACCCAGACGACUCAGCCUUAGCCAUAACCAACAUCAUUAGGCAGCAGGAAUCGGAGUACUUAGCGGCACUGGAGGCUUCCUACUUAAAGCUGCCGGACACCACUUUCAAGGAUCUUCGGAGAAAGUUACCAGUUACUCGUACUCUGUUUCCUUGGCACAGCACUAUGCAAUUCAGUCUAACAAGAGAUAUAGCAAAGGAACUUACCAUUCGGAAGUGAGCAAUGCCAAGGCUGGUCUAGUAUAUACGAGUAAUUCCUAGGUUUUUGUGAAUGAGUUAAGUUUCUAGAGUAGAUCUUCCUUCCUUUGUGAUCCAAUUUGUCAUUCUAACCCUUGUUAAUUGUUCGAUGACACUGCUAUACUUGUUUCAAUUUUGGUUUUGAUGUAUAGAUGUAUAGUUGAUUGGUCGGAUGCCAUAUGUGUGAAAAUGAUGAUAAAUUCAAUCUCAAGUGGGUUGUUUGGUUCUUAAAA